Messenger RNA from Agrilus planipennis (emerald ash borer), 1554 nucleotides. RefSeq lists its product as uncharacterized. NCBI's taxonomy places the organism in Eukaryota, Metazoa, Arthropoda, Insecta, Coleoptera, Buprestidae. The record is from RefSeq and is a predicted model, not a curated record. Bases 916 to 1317 code for a protein of 133 amino acids. The transcript is spliced from 7 exons.
GUCACUAUGUAGGAACGCGAGUGGACGAAUUAAUAUCGUUGUUAUAAGCAAAAGGCUUAUUAGUGUUAAUUACUAAUUGCAAUAUUGGACAAUAUUUACGUAAACAGUUAGUUUCGUUGACAAAUUAAUAGUGUUAUAUCGUUUGUGUUUGAAUCGGAAUCGUUUUUCUAAAUGGACAAAGAAUUUUCGAGAAACUGUGACGACGUGAUAACAGUGGUUUUGCACAGCACAUUUCUCCGCUAUUUUUUGAAUAGAAAGGACGGGGAGGUUAAUAAAGUCACCCUGUAACUUUAGAAGGGGUUGCAGAAAUGAUCAACAGUUUUCAUGCGAUGUGUCUAGAUACAACGAGAAUGAGAAAGAAAUGCAAAUUGAAAUAAUUCCUGUAAAAAAAGAAAACUACUUCGGUGUCCAUGUCCGAUCUAACACGAGCAAUAGAAAUUAAUAUUACAAUUGACUGUUAUUAUUAAUUCGGCGCCAUGUUAACGGGUAGUAUCGAGUGCUAUUAAUUGAUUGAAUUAUGGCGUUAGUUUUCGUAGAUUAGUAAAGAAAACUUAUCCUGUAUAGUGUUGUGUAAUCAUAAACGUGAAUUUAAACAGUGAUUGGAAGGGAAGUUGUACUUAGGAUUAGGAUUACGAAAAGGCAUGGACUGUAAUCAAGUCAUCCACGUCAUCCCAUCCCAUCAACCACCUUCGGGCAAUCAACAGACGAUUUCAUUGGUAAAAGAAAUUCUCCUGGGGCGAUCAACGAACGUUCGCGACCAUAAUAAAUCAAGAAAAUUAUGUCGUUAAUCUCGGCAAUCUUCAGGUGUCAACACGAUGACCACGGCCACGUAGUGGUAGUAGACAAGCGUCAUUUCCUGAUGUUAGCGAGAAAGUGUAGCCUGUACUACAGACCCUGCGGAACAAUUUGCGAUCAAUGCCAAAUCAGAUUAACAAUGUGAGGAUCUUUAAGAAGAUAAAAGGAAGAAGGAAGAAGUCCGAGAGUCCAGUCCUGUGCCCGAGAGACCAAUCCAACCCCAACUACCUCUGGAGAUGGAGGAAGAAACUUAGAAGAAAAGAAAAAGACCCUGGACAACAAUUCCCGGCCCAGACCAUCUCAGUCAAGUCCGAUCCAAUCCACUCCAAUCCCACGAGGUCCAACCCUAGCUACUUUUGGAGGAGGACAAAGGAGAAGGAACGACACGAUCGCAGCCAUGGAAAGGGACUCCGUCCAGGAUCGUCGCGGGAGUCGGGAGUGAUGGGGUGCGGAAGGGACGCGAUGUGGGAAUCGCGAAGUGGGGAAAUGGCGGCAUGGGGAGGUCGCGGGGUGCAUCCGUAGCGGAGUGUUGGGACCGUGAAGUGUAGAAGUGGCGAUAUUUCUACCCUUCAUGAUCUCCACACCCCGUUAUGUAUGUACCGCACUACCUUCACAUUCCACUGUUUCUACCACUUCGCAAUUUCUUCAUCCCGUAACUUCCGCACCUCUCGGGUCGUGUCGCGAGUGCGUCGAGGGGUACGGGGACCUCGCGGGGGACGGAAGUGGCGGGGAUCGGGAGUGACGAGGUGAGGAAGUGAA